This is a messenger RNA of Carassius auratus (goldfish), 2311 nucleotides long. Its product is annotated as calphotin-like. The coding region runs from base 917 to 2143 and encodes 408 amino acids. The record is from RefSeq and is a predicted model, not a curated record. The transcript is spliced from 6 exons. Lineage: Eukaryota; Metazoa; Chordata; Actinopteri; Cypriniformes; Cyprinidae.
UGGGUCAAGACGUUGUGUUUAGAACCUUUAGAGUUGCAAGGUAUCAGUUUAUGCAGUAAAUGACAGCAGUCAUUACAAAAUAUAACUUGCUGCACCACGUGUGCAAUAGCCUAACGUUAGCUGAGUUAGCUAAUUAAAUUCAAGCUUGUGUAUUUUUUCACAUUCAAUCAUGCAAGGCAAGGUAAUAUAGGAGAUUGUAUGGUUUUUCGUUAUUAUAUGUGAUCGGUUACCCAUAUUAAGUUAGCUCGAUCACAACACUUUAGCCAUUUAUAAAUGUUCAGAUCAAGUUGCCAGAUUGGUGUGUUUUCCAGUAAUUGUUCAAAAUCCACAAUCCAAAAUUAUAAACACACACAUCUACUACAGUAUUGUGGCUCAUCAAAUGGCAUGUAAUAAAGGAAAUUAAGUGCUCUCUAAAGAAGGCUACAUUGUAAGGCUACGUGUCUGUCAUUUGCCUUAAAGAAAUAAAAGGGAACAACAGAAAUAUCAAAAUGCCACCUGUCUAAAGCUAUUUUAUUCCACCUAGUACAAACUAAUAUCUAAUUGAAAACUGACCAAUCUGCCAACACCGAUGGAAAAAAAAUACUGGUAAAAAUGUAAGGAGUUCAUUUGUUCUCUCUCUCUAUCUCUUUCUUUUUUUAUCAGGUCCUUCAAAUUCUCCCCUCCUUUAUUUUAACCUCCCUCAACACAAACAUACACACACACACACACACACACAAACCAAAGGCACUUUUAAGAGCCACGUCCGUCUUGUUACCCUGCACUUGUCUGUCUGUAGCGCUCUUUCUCCCCCUCUCUCUCUGUUCAUAUUGUCAUAUUUGUCCGUCUUUUUGUUUCUCUCUGACAAAUUCUUUAUUUUAACACAUUGUCUGUCUGUCUAUUUUUUGUUUUUGUGUAUAUUUCUAUUUCUUGUCAAGUUAUGACACGGCCCAAAUUCCGACCCUGCCCAUCUUGCCAGACGCCCAAUCAGGCCAGCAGGAAAAGCUGUUAUGUCUGCUUUGGAAGUCUAUCCACUAAAAAAAAAAAAAAUGACAAAGUGGUGUCACUGGAUAGACAGUGGGGGCAAUCUGUUAAGAAAAGCAGAAAUGUUGGCCGUGUAAUCGAUUCUGCUCGUAUUGCAGUGCGGAAACUUGAGGCAGUGGGUUACAAGCCCAUUUUAUUUAUUGGCAAACAAAAUAAGGCUUCAAAUAAGUGGGUUGCAGAUGUAAUUACCCAUCUGCACCCCACUCCUGUCACAAAAAUGUUUUUGGAGAAGAUGCAGAGGGCUUAUGAAUUUAUUUUGACUAAGUCAACCUCCACAGCACAGCAGCCGGACAGUGACAUCCCCACCGCAGAGCAGCACAACAGCCCCAGUGAGGAACAGUGCAAUGGUUCCAUUUUGGAGCCGGAGACCCUUGCCGUGGAGCAGCCGGAGCCGGAGAGCCUUGCCGUGGAGCAGCCGGAGCUGGAGAGCCUUGCCGUGGAGCAGCCGGAGCCGGAGAGCCUUGCCGUGGAGCAGCCGGAGCCGGAGAGCCUUGCCGUGGAGCAGCCGGAGCCGGAGAGCCUUGCCGUGGAGCAGCCGGAGCUGGAGAGCCUUGCCGUGGAGCAGCCGAUGAAACCCACAAAGGAGUCCGAGACUCUAUUUAUACUCAACCUUGUUCCUCUGUCUUCCCAAUACUCUUCAACCUCUCUCUCUCCUCCCUCCUCUACUACUUUUCCAGCUGGUCUUCCUUCAGAAUCUUCUCCUCCUCCACCUCCACUGCCAUGCUCUAAGUUAUUGAGACAGAGGAAGAAAAGAACAAAAACCUCAGUCUGUUCAGCAGCACCUUCUGCCACCUCUGUCUCUCCUCCGUCUCUUAUCCCCACAGAUCUCUCCUUUCCACAGUCUUGUCCUCCACCUGCUGCCUCUUCCAUCUCCCAGUCCUUGAGGCAGGAGGGGCCAUGUGUGAAGAAGAGAAGAAAGGGUUGCCGAAAAUGUAGUAGGCAGAAGAUCUUCCUGUUUGAUAAAAUAGUUGGGGAAAGAAUAAAUGAGGGAAAAGCAGAACUGAAAGUCCACUGGUUGCCUUGUACUGUGUGUGGCAAAACUUGGGAUGACACAUGGGAGCCUGCCAGUGAGUUCCAACAUUUUUUGCCAGAGUCUACAAAUCCCAACCAGCUUUCACCAUGACAGUCUACUGACCAUGAAUACCUGGACUUGUUAAGCACUCUUCAAUUCUGAGUGUUUUGUUGUUGUUCUUUUGCUUGCUGUUCUUCAUUAAAGUUUGUGCACAGUGCAUAUACUGUUUUAGUAUGUUUUUUUUUUUAAGUAUCAUUUUAAACACCUUUUACAUUUGUC